This is a messenger RNA of Odontomachus brunneus, 1126 nucleotides long. RefSeq names its product dynactin subunit 6 (gene DCTN6-p27). The record is from RefSeq and is a predicted model, not a curated record. Gene Ontology annotation, molecular function: dynein complex binding. Gene Ontology annotation, cellular component: dynactin complex. The transcript is spliced from 5 exons. Lineage: Eukaryota; Metazoa; Arthropoda; Insecta; Hymenoptera; Formicidae. Gene Ontology annotation, biological process: mitotic spindle organization. Bases 121 to 699 code for a protein of 192 amino acids.
GUAUUAAUAUUGAGGUAGACGUCUAUCACUUGUAGCUAUAUACUGAAAGAGACAGAGAGAGAGAGAGAGAGAGAGAGAGAGUAAAGGAACUAUCAAGCGGCAUAAAACACGUACGAGAAAAUGUCGUCUACUAAUUCCUCGACCUAUCGUCGUGCUAACUUAAAAAUUGCACCUGGUGCAGUAGUAUGCGAGGAAAGUAUUCUAAAAGGUGACAUUACCAUUGGUGCAAAGACCAUAAUCCACCCCAGAGCAUGCAUUUUAGCAGAAGCUGGUCCGAUUAUUAUCGGAGAGGGCAAUAUAAUAGAAGAAAUGGCAACUAUAACUAAUAGAUUGCUACCUGAUACUCCUGAGCCCACAACAGUACCAGUACAGAUAAUAGGGAAUUAUAAUGUCUUUGAAACUGAUUGUAUCUGUGAAGCAUUUAAAGUAGGUGACAACAAUAUCUUGGAGAUCAAAGCACACGUUGCUCGCGAAGUCGAGUUAACUAAUGGUUGCGUCAUUGGAGCUGCUUGCUCUUUGAUGGAACCAGAAAUUAUAGCAGAGAAUACAAUAGUAUAUGGAAGUGAAUGCCAACGUAGGGAAAUGAACGACAAACCAUACCCUCAGAUUGGACAGCUGGACUUUCUGCUGAAGGUACUUCCGAAUUAUCACCACUUUCGAAAAUCGAAUAUGAAGCCAAAAGUCGCACCCACUACUUAAUUCUUUGCAGCACUAAAAUUAGUGGAAGCAUCUAAAUUAUUGCACAUAUUAUGUAUACUAAACAUACUAUAUUUGUAAUUAUUCAACAACAAAAUAUGUAUAUUUAUUUAUAACUAUUAUGUAUUUAUAACUAUUAUGUAGGUUCUUUUUUGAUAAGUAUAAUAUGUUAUUUGAAACAUAGAAUACACAAUAUUUUUUCAUAUUUUGGAGAUCAUCAGGAUAUCACUUGAUGAUUUGAUUGACAUCCAUAUAUUUAUCACCAAGGCUUUUCUUCAGAUAAGAUUUUAAAACUAUUAGCGUAUCUCUCUGUCUAAAAUGCCAUUGGCUUUGGUCUGUUACCACUCACACUACAAUUUGGAGUCUUUGGAGUUGGUGUUGUGAAUCUUUUUUUGUUGAACUGUGAUAAUAGAAUGUAGAUGCCCAGAUA